Molecule: messenger RNA, 6733 nt
Organism: Bradysia coprophila
Lineage: Eukaryota; Metazoa; Arthropoda; Insecta; Diptera; Sciaridae
Biological process (GO): regulation of transcription by RNA polymerase II
Cellular component (GO): nucleus
Molecular function (GO): DNA-binding transcription factor activity, RNA polymerase II-specific; RNA polymerase II cis-regulatory region sequence-specific DNA binding; zinc ion binding
Source: RefSeq, a predicted model, not a curated record
UUGUGAACGUAGUACAGGUAGAGACCGACUUUUAAUUCUGUGUUUCACUCGGGGUGGAUGAAUAUUGCGCGACGCAACAGCAAAGUAUGAAUAUAAAUAAUAAAAAGAAAGUUUUGCGCGCUUAUACAUAAAACAUAAAUUUUGCCUAAAAAGUUUAGUGUGUGUUCUCGCCUAUACUAAAAAUGAUGAUCAAAAUAUUGGAAACUUUGUUUUGAAAACUUUUGAAAAUUUACUUCUUGUCUUUAAUUUUUUUAGUUGUUGUUGUUGGUAUAAAGUUAGUUAAGUUCUUGUUUACAGUGAGUUGUGUUAGUUGUUGUUUGCAACAAACUUUGUUUCAUUACUUUUACCUUUUGGGUAGACGGAAAACUUUACUUUAGCCUAGUCUCAUUUGAAGGACAGAUCUUUCUUUAAGUUUUAUUCGAUGUGCAUUAGACGAUUCCAUUUUAUUACCGAAAAUAGGAUAAGUCAAGUGACUACCCGUCGAGACGAGAGGUCAAUUUUUUUUUUUAUACCAAGAAACUUUUCGAUUAAACCGACAUAAUUUUCGGGUGAAACUUUUCCGGAGUCAAUUAAGGCAAAAAAAAGUUUUUUUUUUACAUUCAAACUGUGAAAGUGAAAUAGAACUUUCUUUCGACACAAAUAUUAUCAUAUCAACCCGUUUGUAUCGAUUUUGUAACUUAUCGCCAUUUAGUAUACAUGAAGUUUUUACGGUGUGUCAUAUAAGUUUAUGACCUUUACUGCAGUGUCAAAUAAUUCAAUUAACCGACCUCUAUGCCCUGUAUUGUUCGAAUUAUUUUCUUUUCGAGUAACUUCCCUAUAAAUAUAAAGAAAUUUACCAUUAACUAAAUAAUAAACGACGAAAUGUAAUGUGUGUUUUUCGUACAAAAAAAACAACUUCAUAAUAUACUGAACAUAACAGAUCCGGAUCACAGAUUAAGUAAAACAUGCAAUAAAUGAGUAACAAACGUGGGUUUAUCUUAAAAAAAAAACCAUAGAAAGUAUGAAAACCGCAUCGCGUGUUGUCACGUAUAUCGAGUGUCAAUGCUAAUUUAGAUACGAAAUUUACUUCGAUUUAACAUACAAUAAUACGGUAGAAAAAGAAGGAAAAUUACUCAACUACAUUUUUGUUCUAAGAUAAUUUCAGUGAAUUUUUUUUUGUUGGUUCUCUCUGUCGAAUGUGAAAUAAAUAAUGUGUAUCACGACAGGAAUGAGUACAGCUGACGGAAACAUGACUGGGUCAUCACAUUCAACAUAACAGAUAUUGAGCGGACACUUAGCUGCAGUUUUAUGCCAUCUAAAAUGGCAGUUGCCAAGCGAUCAUUGAUGAAAGAUCCCAACGCUGACUCACAUUUUCUAAAAAAGACUGAUGACUACGAUAUCACUAAAAGAAAGAAACGUGCAAGUCGCGAUGACGAAUUAAAUUACAAGUCGGAUGAAAAAUAUUUUUUUAUGCAAAAGAAACAUAACAUCGGUCCGCCUCAAGCCAAUCGCACGCAUAUGAAUCGGCAAAAUUCCGACGAACAAGACGACGAAACAUUGAUUCGAGAAACGCAGGCAGCUUUGAAAAGUUUAUCUGGAGGUUGGCCAGAUUCGAGGGGUUCAUUGUAUAAGAUAGGCGAUCAAGACGAAAAUCCAACGUUUCAGAAUUUAUUUGACGAUAAACAUAAUGGCCACAAAAUGUCUCCGACUAUUUCGACAACAACUGGUGCUGAGGGCGUUAUAGACGUGCAGUACAAAGACGGAUACCUUUACAAAGACUUUAGCAUGAAGUGCCGAUCAGACAUAAAAACUUUACAGAAAUUCCGGAGAGACAAAGACGAGUCGAUACUACAGCAAAGACAUAAAGAUUCAUCGAAAUGUAAUUCUCAAUAUCAACCUCACGAUUUUACAGAACUAGUCGAUGAUUCCUCAGGCGAAUUAAUGGAUAUUGGAGGUGUUAAAGAUGAUUUUAAUAGAAGAGACAUAAAGGGUGACAUGUACGUGAAUUACAAUUGUACAAUGAGGCCAACUUUUUCGCAAUUAUCAGCAUUUAAGCCAUUGGGUGAUAACCGAAAAAAUUGUCCAAAUAUUCCCGGCACAUACGCAUUAGACAAUUCUUAUGGAAAUUACGGCAGUGAUGGUCAAGUAAAUUUAUGUGAAAGUGAUACGAAAAACGAGAAAAGAAAAAGCGCCUUGAAAUCACACAUUAAGGAAGAGGAAACAUCAAAGCCAGUCGAUUCUCCAGAUUCAAAACACUAUACAAUACUGCAACCGGCUGGCGUUGGAUCGAAAGCGGCAUCAGUGAUAGAAGAUGUUGCCAGAGAGGGUGUAGUGUCAGUAUCAGCAGUCAGCAGCACAAGCAGUCCCGACAUCAGUGCAGUUUCAUCAACAACAGUCAAUGACAAACUCAUGUAUGAUCGUAUGGUUCCUCCAUUUUCACCAGGUAGUAUCAAUAAAGACGGAAAUAAAUGUCCAACACCAAAUUGUAAUGGACAGGGACACGUAACCGGGCUGUACACACAUCAUCGCAGUUUAUCGGGAUGUCCUUUGCGCUGCAAAAUGACUCCGGAAAUGAAUUGUCAACAACCGGUGCCGAUGAGUCAACAACCAGAACACCAGCCAAUAAAUCAUGCUCAACUGGACAAACCAAACAUGUACAACACAAACACAACAAUACCGCCUGCAGUGUCUCGUGAGAAUCAAAAUAUUCAUCUCGAAAAGCUAGCCGAUAUUUCUAUGCCGGAAAAACGUUCUAACCCAAAAUCAAAUGAUGAUGCUUCUCACAAUAGUCUGACUAUGCUGAGCAAAGGACACAUCGGCUUGAAUAAACCUACGAUAAAAAGCGAAUAUACUGUCAAGGCAGAAAAAUCUAUACCCAAAAGUCCGGGCCAAUCAGCUUCCAGUCAAUUGUCACAACAAAUUCAACAACAGAAAAUGGAUGCAUAUAACGACCAAAGCAUCCAUUCGCACCAAAGUAAAACGACAUGUGCGAACACAAGUCAAUCAGUUCAAAAUGUUAAUAUUUCGCAAAGUCAAUCACCUUGCAUGCCAUCACAGUUAUCCAUCCAACAAUCACAAAUGGGAAGCUAUAUAGGAAGUGAUAGCUCACAGCAUACGCGUAGUGCUUUCGAGUCAACAAAUGGACUAUUACCCAAUCAUAUGAGCCUAGACGACCAAUAUAUAAGAGAGCAGCAACUACGGUAUUCUCAGCAAAUGAGCGAAAUUAAUACGAUAGCACGACCAACUGUUUCAUAUCCAAGUGAACUGGUGUCAAACAGGGCUUCUUACGAAUUGUCCUCAUCUAGGUCAUAUGAUUCUUCCAUACCAACAUCAACAGCUUUCGAGCGAUAUGAUCCGUCGUGUAUACCUCAACGUGCUAACAUGUAUUCGUACAUGCAACCGACAUUAGAAGAUAUUAAUAAUCAGCAAAAAUAUCUUCACGAACAACAACAAAUGGCUCAGGCAAUGAUGAAAGCAGAGCAAGAAGAAAACUCAGCUCCCAUUUAUCCACGGCCUAUGUAUCAUUACGAUCCAUCGGUGCCACUUCCGCCGGGAUUUUCUGCGAUAAAUUUAUCAGUUAAAGUUGGCUCGAUACAAUCGGGGUUUAAAGGAACGGUGUCAUCACCUGGUCCGGUUCCAGUUAUUGAUUUAUCAACAUCCAGUGUAACUUCGUCCAGUCCACACGGAUUUCAUGCACAAAACUUUCCUAUUCAACGAAUAGCUGGUAGUCCACCAUCUAGCCCACAUCUUGCCAGUCCACAAGUGCCAAGUCCUCAAGGCCAAACACUUGACCUAAGUGUUAGUAGAAUACCUCACUGUGUUACAACAAGUCCUCGCUAUUCAGGACAUUCAGAAACUAUGCCUCCAAGUCAACGGAAUGGUCGACCAAGAUCUCCGCAAACUGAACCUGUCGAUUUUAGUGCACCGCCUAGACCGCUUGGAUUCGGUAUGCUUGGAUCGAUGGGACCAGCACAUUACAGCCGUGAAUCAACGCCAGAUAGUGGAGCGUCGCAUUAUAUGGAUUACAGAGAUCCUAGUGGAUAUAGUCCCAACAACAGCUACGGUAUGGUUGUUCAAUCUGACUAUCCACCGAACGGUUAUCCUGGAUAUGGUCCAGUUGCUUAUCAAUGUGGUAAUCCCUAUGCAAGCGCAGUCGGUCCCGCCGGAUAUCCGACACCGGUCUCUGGUGGUUAUUCGUCAAGUGCAGCAUCUUGUUACGUAAUGCCACCGCCACAGCACAUACCGCAUGAUAAAAGUGGGACGAAAGAUAGACAUCAACACCAGUCGCAUUCGCAAGAGCUCAAAUGUCCAACGCCCGGAUGCGAUGGGUCUGGACAUGUGACCGGAAAUUAUUCGUCGCAUCGCAGUUUGUCCGGAUGUCCCAGAGCAAAUAAACCGAAAAGUAAACCACGGGAUGGCCAAGACUCGGAACCGUUGAGGUGUCCGAUUCCCGGAUGUGAUGGUUCGGGUCAUUCCACUGGAAAAUUUUUAUCUCACAGAAGUGCAUCCGGCUGUCCCAUCGCGAACCGAAAUAAAAUGCGAGUGUUGGAAAAUGGGGGAACGGUUGAACAACACAAAGCAGCUGUUGCAGCCGCUACAGCAAUGAAAUUUGAUGGCGUCAAUUGCCCCACAAUUGGUUGUGACGGAACGGGACAUAUAAACGGUACAUUUUUAACGCAUCGAUCAUUGUCAGGCUGCCCAGCAGCAGCGCAAUGUAUCAAAAAGUCUAAAUUUGACGAUGUCAUGGUUUAUCCGAAGGGGUAUGGCGGUAUGGAUAUUAUGAUGGCUGGUCAGACGAAUCCAAAUAAUGGCAAUGGCGAAGACUUAACCACAUUGGAAGCGGAAAUAACCGAAUUGCAACGGGAAAAUGCACGCGUUGAAUCACAAAUGAUGAGACUAAAAUCGGACAUUAAUGUAAUGGAAUCGCAUUUGACACACGGCGAACGGGAGAAUCAAGUAAAUUCGCAUCGAAACAAUAACCUAAACGAGUACUACGAGAGCUUGCGAAACAAUGUAAUUACAUUGCUAGAACAUGUACGCAUACCAAAUGGUUGUCCGCCCGAAAAGGUAGCUCACGAAAAUUUCGAUAAUUACUUGUCGAAGUUACAAUCGUUGUGCACUCCAGAUGGUUGUUACACUGAAGAAAAUCGUCCAAUUUAUGACAGUGUUCGAUCAGCUCUUCAAGAUUUUACUGUGUUACCAACGCCAAUUUAAAUAAUAAAAAUUAAAAACAAACCAGAAAAAAGAAGACAAAAUCCAAAAUGAAUUAUAGUGUUAAACGUCCGUUUUGUUAAUUAUAUUGUAGUUCAGUAAUUUGAUGGGUAGUCGACUUCUAAACAAAUUGCAAAGUUAUGUAACCGUAAUCGUAUAAUUUUCUCUUUUUCACAGUUAUAUGUUUUUUGUUGGUCAGUGAUUUGAUGGGCUGCACUUUAAGUUGGUAAAUUGUUGCUAAUGUUUUCCAGCCGACAUGAACUUAAUGAAUGGUUAAAUGAAUUUAAAUUAAUCCGAGAUGCUGUGGCAGAUCAUUUGAUUGUCGAUUGUGCUUACUAUUGCUGAACGAAUGAAAUCGUAGAUAGAACAACAGGUGCCUGAAUGAAUAAAUGAGUGAUUUAUUUACCAAUUCAGAAAUUUAUCCAAAAAUUUGAAUGAACAUGGUAUCGAAAUAACAUUGCAAUUUGUUUAUAAUCUUCUUGUUAAUGUUUCGGUCAUUUAAGUUAGGCAUGAAAGAAUAGCAACAGUCUUGAAUUUGGAGGGCAGCGGAGAAUAUGGCACACGCGAUCAUAGUAUGCGUCCUUUUACUACAUGUAACGAAAAGUCAUGACUGUGCCAGAUUCGCCUCCAAGAGGUGUAUCUGGCACAGAAUCAAUUUGUAUGGUAUGCCAGAUUAGCCCACGCCAUUUGGAGAAUCAUAAUUGGUUUUGCACGAGAUUGCCACAAGCACAUUAUUUGGUAAAUGUAAUUCGCAUCCGAGUGUGAAUUGGAGAUGAAUUAGAAAAAAAUAUCAGGUGCACACAUUCUCUCAAAAUGCCCAGUGUAUUUUGUAAAUAUUAUUCCCACAAGUGUUACAAAUAUCCCGUGGAACCCGCACGAUGAUGGAAUCAUUUUAAAUUUGUCUUUAUCUAGAGUCUGAAGGAACAGGUUCAAAGGACUCAAGUUGAUAACGAAAACAGUGUCAGCAAAAUUUUCUUCUCCAUCGACCUAGAGGAUGGCUUGUUAUGCUACAUAUACAAACACUGCAGAUAGUAGAAAACUUCACCGGAUCGCAAAAAAAUACGAAAAUUGGUUAUUUGCAAGAAAUGACGCGUAGAAAAAAAUAAAAUAAACAAAAGGUACAAAUUAGAUUAUAAAGUGACGACAAAAAUGCGAUGCGUACCAAUCAUACUAAAAGCAUAUAUCGAAUUCUCCGUAGUCGAGUGGCAAAUAUUCAUGUGGUGAUUAAAAAAUUUCGGUGUGCCGAUCCAUCAACAGAUGGUUUUGUAUCAGCUGAUGAACAUUGUAACGAUUGUUUGCUUUGCGUUUAUCUUGCUGUUCUCUCUGUGCGUGUGUGUCUGACGGGUAACAAACGACAGAUCAUACUAACAAUGAAAUAGACACCAGCUGAUACAAAACCAGCUGUUGCUAGAUCGGCACCCCCAAAUUAUUUAAUCGCUGUAUAGAAAACCUUUUGUCAGCUAGAAGAAAUCCUUAGAAAAUUUUUCAAACUUUUACGAAAGAUAAUGCUGAGAAAAUCCACAAAAUCGUUGAAAAUCCUUUA